Messenger RNA from Hippocampus zosterae (dwarf seahorse), 3978 nucleotides. It is a transcript of the gene keap1a, whose product is annotated as kelch-like ECH-associated protein 1a. Gene Ontology annotation, molecular function: protein binding. The transcript is spliced from 12 exons. The record is from RefSeq and is a predicted model, not a curated record. NCBI's taxonomy places the organism in Eukaryota, Metazoa, Chordata, Actinopteri, Syngnathiformes, Syngnathidae. Bases 524 to 2329 code for a protein of 601 amino acids.
GUGCGUGCGCGUCCGCGUGAUAUUUGCACAGUCAUGGCGCUGGAAUCUCUUCCCUCUCUUGUCGUGACAACUACUCCCGUGUUGUAUCACUUCUUCCUCUUCAAUGGAGCACAUCCGCACGCCCACGGGAGAUUUUUAACUCAUUUCUCUUUAUCUGUGUUUUAAACCCACUUAGGAACUCCUGAAAAGACAUUUACGUCCACUUAAAAACGAGACUUUUUCGGACUUUUUCGCCGAGCAGAUGUUCGAGAGGGAGGUUCACCGAGGAUCACCACGCCAUAAGGAGGAUUCCAAAUCGGCCACGAGUCAACAACCGAUACGUCCGAUUGGAUCUUGUUGCCGACUCGCUGCAUAUUGACCGGUGGAUCAGGAUUUCCUUCCGUCGGCCAUGUUGGAGCGAAAAGAGGGAGCCGCAGUCAGCCCGGCAAUCACUGGAUUUUAACUGGAGCGUCGAUGGAGCGUACGGACAUGAAUUAAAGACCCAAAGACUUAUGGGCUAAAUUGAGUGAACUGUCGCCCCGCGAUGCAUUGCCCAUUGAGGAAGAAGCCGCCGGUGCGAGGCUCGGACUUCUCGGCCAUCGCAGUGCCCUCCAUGCACGGAUCGGGCUACCUGGACUACACGGUGGAGAGUCACGCCUCCAAGUCGCUGAAGAUCAUGGACGAGUUCAGGAGGCAGGAGAUGCUGUGCGACUUGGUGCUGCGUGUCACCAACAAGGACAAGACCAUAGAUUUCAAGGUGCACAAGCUGGUGCUGGCCUCCUGCAGCCCCUACUUCCGGGCCAUGUUCACCAGCAAUUUCAAGGAGUGCAACGCCUCCGAGGUCACCCUGCGCGACGUCUGUCCCCAAGUGCUGGGGAGGCUCAUUGACUUUGCUUACACAUCGCACAUCAUCGUGGGCGAGAAGUGUGUGCUGCGCGUACUCUUGGCUGCCAUGAGGUUCCAGAUGGAGGACGUGGCCAAAGCAUGCUGCGAUUUCCUAACCAAGCACCUGGAGUCGUCCAACGUAAUCGGCAUCACGCGCUUUGCCGAGGAGCUCGGAUGCGCCGAGCUGUACCAAUGUGGCCGCGAGUACAUCAACACGCACUUCAGCGAGGUGACAAAAGAAGACGAAUUCUUCAGCCUGUCUCACUGCCAGCUGCUGGAGCUCAUAAGUCAGGACAGCAUCAAGGUGCUCUGUGAAUCGGAGGUGUACAAAGCGUGUACAGACUGGGUGCGAUGGGACAUGGAGAAUCGAGCGCAGUAUCUUCACGCCCUCCUGAAUGCUGUCCACAUCUACGCCCUUCCCCCAAAGUUCCUCAAAAAUCAGCUUUUGUCAUGCCCCAUCCUCAGCAAGGCCAACGCUUGUAAGGACUUCCUGUCGAAAAUCUUCCAGGAAAUGACGGUGAGGAUGGUUCCUCCAGCGCCCAUUCGUGGAACACAACUCAUCUAUGUGGCCGGCGGAUACAGGGAGCAUUCCCUGGCCACCAUGGAGGCUUACGACCCCGUCCGCAAAGUGUGGCUGAAACUGGCCGACAUGGCGACUCCCAGCAGCGGCCUCGGUGCUUGCACGCUCUUUGGCCUGCUCUACACGGUGGGCGGCAGGAACCUGUCACUGGAGAGCAUGACUGAGUCCAGCGCGCUCUGCUGCUACAACCCCAUGACCAACCAGUGGAGCCAGCGCGCGCCGCUCAACGCGCCUCGCAACCGGGUCGGGGUGGGCGUGGUGGACGGCUGCAUCUAUGCCGUGGGCGGCUCGCAGUGCUCCACGCUGCACAACACUGUGGAGCGGUGGGACCCCGAGACCAAUAGUUGGUCCUUCGUGCGGCCCAUGCAGGUGGCCCGCCUGGGGGCCGGGGUGGCGUCCUGCGGAGGGGCGCUGUACGUGGUGGGCGGUCUGGAUGGGCAGAGCCGAUCCAACGUGGCCGAAAAAUACCAGCCGGAUACAAACACCUGGCAUCAGCUGGCCCCUAUGAGCACCGCACGCAGCGGACUGGGGCUGGUGUGCAUCAACGCUCACCUGUACGCCAUCGGCGGCUACGACGGAGUCAAUCAGCUGGCCACGGUGGAGCGCUACAACAUAGCUCGGAACACGUGGGUGGCCCGGGCGUCCAUGCAGUGCUGCCGGAGCACGCACGGUGUGGCCGUGCACCAGGGAUGCAUCUUUGUGCUCGGCGGAUUCAACCAGCACGAAUUUGUGUCCAGCGUGGAGUGCUACUGCCCCGAGAGGAACGAAUGGACAUACGUGAGCGACAUGCCGCUGGGGCGUAGCGGCAUGGGCGUGGCCGUCACCAUGGAGCCGUGUCCCGCCAGCCUGCCCCCGCAGCAGGACGACGAUGACGACGACCACUGACGGAUGCUUUCGUAAGUGGAUGCCUUGGACAAACGUCAAGUGGAUUCCUGCAGGUGGACCUUUUUAUUCUUGUUGUUUUUUUUUUUUUUACGUGAAUUCACGACGACAAAGGUGCUACAACUACAGUGGUGUCUUGUGAUAGGACUUGAAGUCAUUCCUUGACCACGCUCGUAUCUUUAAAUAAUUUUUCCCCAAAAAGUAUUUUUCUUAAAUUCACAAAAAAUAUCAUAUUGAUCUUAAUAUUGAUGUAUAGUAAUGUACUUUAUAAAAACAUACAAUAAUGACCAUUCAAUAGAAGAAUCAAACACACCCUUUGCAUCAAAUGAAGGGUUGUAUCACGUGUUUCCCAUUUUGUGUUAACAUUAGGCAAGGCAAGGAAGUUUUAUUUAUGUAGCAAUACACAAGGCAACUCUGCUUCACACACACAAAGUCAUAACAACUAAAAACAUUUACAAACACUUUGAACAAGAGGCACGAACUGAAUUUAAAAAAAGGAAAAAAAAUUAUGACCUGAUGUUGUGAAGUCUUUGACCGCCAUCUAGUGGUGGAGGUCUGAAGCGCACUCAUACCUCAAAGCACCAAUACAUGAAUUGUACGUUUGAAUUCUUUGUUGUCAUUCCUCUCAAUGAGUUUCAGCCAAUAUGUGUAUGUGUUUACUCCCUAUUCCACUUCCCUUCGAUAUUUUUUCAUGCGAAAAUAAAUACAAUCAAGCGUUUUCAUGUCUCUACCCCAGAGGUGCAGCCAAUUUUGUCACUGCAGCCAAACUACCACUAGAUGGUGCAAGAGGCCCAACAAAAGAACAUUUUUCAGCAUCCUUUAUUGCUGGAUGAAUGGCUUGUAUGUGUGUGUUUGUGUUAAAAUUAUUGACAUUUUUUUUUAGUUUGAUGCAUCUGAUUGUGUUGAGCGUUGUGGGGCACGAGUGUGGUUAGCUUUGUGUGUUUGGGUUGAGGGGGGGUGUCCAGACCACCACAGCAAUGUCACCUUCACGGCGUGGCUCCGUGGCGGUUGGCAUCCUUCACAAUGAAAUAGAUUAGCUUUGCAAGGCUGCAACGUUGAUAAGGUCACCACGCGCCAAGGUCACAAACACACAUACAGUUAACCCCACCCCCCACCCCCACCUCUUUUCACCAUCCUGUCACGCAUACUUCCGGGUGGCAAAAAACAUCAAUGGCAUCACUAGUAAACAAACCUUUACUUAUCCCUUAGCCAAGGCAGAGCAAGUAAAAUAUGAAGUUUCCACAUGUGGUAAAUUGCUUGGAAAGGGAGAUCAAACCAAAUUUGGAUGUAGUUAACACGAUCCUAUAGUUAGUGUUUAAUUGAUUGACUUUUCUGUUGCUCAGAUCAAUGGUACAAAUGUACUGUUUUGACCGUUAAAUGCAGGUGUGCCAAAAAAGAGGAUAAAGAAUGUAUGGCUUUCUGUAUCAUCAUAUAUCUGCAUGUGUUGCGGUAGAAUUUGUUUCAAAUGUCCAUUGUUCAAAUGGUUCGGAAACUGACUAUCAAGGCUAAACAUUAGCAUGUUAAUGGUGGUUUCCAUGAUGUGUGAGCUUUAAGUUGGUGCCAUUGUUCACUUGUUUUUAAAUACACAGCAUGAAAUUCUUUUUGUUUUGUGUUUAUUUUGAAAGUAAACUUUUACUGUGAGUGCCAUUAAA